Ficedula albicollis (Collared flycatcher) is the source of this 672-nucleotide messenger RNA. RefSeq names its product tumor suppressor candidate 2 (gene TUSC2). Lineage: Eukaryota; Metazoa; Chordata; Aves; Passeriformes; Muscicapidae. The transcript is spliced from 2 exons. The record is from RefSeq and is a predicted model, not a curated record. Gene Ontology annotation, cellular component: mitochondrion. Gene Ontology annotation, biological process: regulation of mitochondrial membrane potential; inflammatory response. Bases 12 to 194 code for a protein of 60 amino acids.
UCGGCAGCUCCAUGUACUACGAUGAGGACGGGGAUCUUGCUCACGAGUUCUAUGAGGAGACAAUCGUCACCAAGAACGGGAGGAAACGCGCCAAGCUGAAGAGGAUCCACAAGAACCUGAUACCUCAGGGCAUAGUGAAGCUAGAGCAUCCUCGCAUUCACGUGGAUUUCCCGGUGAUUAUCUGCGAGGUGUGAGUCCCAGACACCGAUGCCCGCGGGUGAGAGCCCUGCCCCACCACCCCCAGCCUCACCAGGCCAGGCUGCAUCGUGUUCCCACCGAGGAGGACUCCAGGCUGUGGUGGGACUGUGACUCUCCCCUCACCUGGAGGUGAGACAGGAUGGAGCAGGCCCUUGCAGGAGAUGGGUGACUCUGUGCAACGACUGCUUAAAAACAUCCUCUCUUGAGUCAGAAGACUAAAAUACCUUUUGUAGCCUCUAGCCGACGUUUGAUGGGUAACUGGAACUGCAAACAAGCUGCUGUGAUUGAGCUGUGAAAGGGAGAGCAAGCCUGCACUUCUCACCAGAGAGAACCCCCUGCUUCUCAGGUAUGCGGCCCAGGGAGAGCCAGGGCACAGUAAAGCCCUGCCCUGCACCCUGAGGUCUCUGGGGCCCACAGGUUAGAUGGCCAGUGUUGCAGCAUGUCCCUUUGACACCGGUGUGAUAGGACGCUCCU